Messenger RNA from Symbiodinium sp. CCMP2592, 6588 nucleotides. The record is from the annotation of a GenBank genome assembly. Lineage: Eukaryota; Dinophyceae; Suessiales; Symbiodiniaceae.
AUGGACAUCGUGCCGUUCACAACGGCCGCGGGCAACAACGGUGACGGUGGUAUUGGUGGUAGACAGGAGCAGGAAGCGAACCAGUACUUCUUGCAUUUGUUGCAGGAGAAUACUCAGGUGAACUUGUUCCUGAAUGACCCCCGCAUUCAAAGUGCCUUGGAGCUUCGCGCGGAACAAAGACAUCGAUUUGCAUUGGACAACGUGUACGCCGAAGCCAACGCAUACAUUGCACACCUAGAGGCAACAGCGGAUGCGAAUCAUCGUCAACAGCUAGCAUUUGUGAGCCAAUCCACACACCUGUUGGUGGGACAGCUACACAAUGAAGUACGAGUGCUAGAGACAAUCGCCCGAGCAGAACGACAAUCAGCCAAUGAGCUGCAGGCACAGCUGGCACGCGCACAAAGGGAAAGUCAUGAUGAAAGGUCUAUGGCCAUGCAGUUUGAUGCACAUCGAUCCGAGCUGGAAGCAGCAGCGCGCACGCUCACUGCGGAAAACAGACAGCAUGAACGCCGUUUCGCGGAAUUGCGCUCGAGUAUCGAAGAAAACCACAGUGAGAUGAUUGCCUUUUUAGGGUCUGAGUUUGAGGAAAAGCUUCAAUGGGAAGAGAAUGAGUACUACCAUAGGCUAACCUCUGAGGCACAGCAGUACGAUAGCUUGGUUGAUGACCUGCAGGACAGGAACGCGGAGCUUAUAGCUGAGGUCGACUCACUCAGGACUGUCUUGUCGACAGCGGAGAGUAGCCCACCGCAAGGUGGUGCCGUGCCGGUGAAAGUCGAUCCCAGUGAGAGCUCCAAGCUUCAACCAAGCCCACCGCAAGGUGGUGCCGCAGCGGAGAUUCCUGUGUCGCUUCGGACGGUUUUGGGAAGGACCCAACGGUAUGACAUUGGUGAGCCUGAGGAUUCCAAGGCCCACAAUGUCCAGUUCCUAAGGCCAGAAAUCAUUGACAUUCCGCCUGAAGGUGAAGGCUGGAGCUUCGUACCAGACAAGCACAAGUUCGAAUUCAGGUACAAGUCUGCGGAGCUAUGCCCACCAUCAAUUCCAGAGGACACCGAAGAAGCUUUGCAAAAUGCCCGUGUCGGGGUAGAGAAGGAUUCUGCACUCACUGCAAAGAAGCAAUUCCCCUGCCCCAACUUGCUGCAGCGGACCAUUGAUGGCAUGCUUAGCGGCAAAGUCCUCAGUCCAGCUGGCGCGGCAGAAGAUCCCAUCGAAAAGAUGGCGAAUUGCAUUCCUCCCAUUCCUGGGGUGGAAACGAGGUAUAGAAUCCGGACUACUUGGGGAUUCAAGGAUGACGUGUGGUCUUUGUUGGAGGAUUCAGUCAACAUUGAUGAAUUGGACGGAAUCUAUGGGGAAGCGCAAGCCGACAGCGAUGUCGAGCCAUACACAAUGCCAAAGUCUAAGAAGGACGAACAACUUAGCGAAGACCUGGAUGAAAUGUUCCCAGAGCUAUUUGGUCCUGAUCGUGAUAAAGAUCCUCCGCCGAAGGACGCGAAAGAAGCCACCCGCAAGGGUGAGUCAAAGUCUGAUUCCCGUGCAGCAUUGCUUGAUGAUGUUCCGUUCUCUGUGAAGCAGAAGCUGAAGUCCAGCGCAGCAGUAGCAGCGCAAGAACCACCGUAUGGUUAUACGUGGAGUGGGGAAUGUUUGGUCAAGAAGAACAACAAGAACCGCCCUGACGCUAUUGAUCAUACUGCAUGGAAGGCUAUGUCGAAAAGACAAAGAGCAACAGCAAUUGCAGAACAUGAGAAGAAGCUACAUGAGGAGAAUGAGGCACUGUAUCGGGAAGCUGUAAAGGUGGAUUGGUGGGACGGCGAAACCUACUUCGACCUCGCAGGCCGGGAACAGUCUGAUUUCGAGCUGGCAGUUGCAGCUGCCCGCAAGGGCAAGCCGGUUGGGCAUUUCAAGCUACUGAAUGUUGGUACAGCCGAACAAGUGGCGGAUGUGUUCACGAAGCCUUUCACUGAAAAGAACAAGUGGACGCAUGCCUUGAAGCUUAUUGGACAUACAACCAGCGCGAACGUAGCCGGGUGCAAACCCGAGUCGAAGGUCGAGGUCGACAACAAGGUUUCGGUAGCAGCAGCUCCGGAUGCAUCAAAGGUUGUCGAGGACUUCGCUAAACAAUCGUUCGAGACUAACGAUUACAGCUUCAAGACCUUCGAGAAGCUAGCUGGGCUUAUUCGUACCAAUCUCAAGGCAUCAUUGGCAAAACCGCGAUCGUUUAUGGCUUCUGAGAACAUAUCCAAAUACUUGGUAUUCGGCGCUUGGGUCCAUGGUGGGUGCUUUGGUAUUACCAACCGCACAAAGCAUUACCCAUGGAUUUGCAGGUAUGUGAAUGAAUUUGUUAAGCGAUCAUCUCCGAAAGGGUUUACAUGGACUUCGUUCGUGUUCAACUUCAAUGGCAAGGCCCGCAUCCACACGGAUAAGUACAAUCAGAAAGAAUCGUACAACCUGACGUUCUCCUUCGGUAACUAUACAGGGGGGACACUGUGGAUUGAGGGCGCGAGCCAGUUGGGACCACCGGGAAUAUACACAGAUGAUCAUGGCAAAGACCACAAAGGCUACAAUUGCAACACAUACCGCAAGCCUACUCUGUUGCAUCCAUCGACAAAACAUGGUGUACAACCCUACACUGGCGAACGACAUUCCUUCAUCGCCUACUCUUCAGGGGGGUACCAGAAGUUCAACAAAAAGCAAAAGCAAUUCCUACAUCAAUCACAGUUCCUCUUGCCUACGGCUCAGUUGAAGCUCCCAGCUCAGAAGGCAAUGGUUUGUUUGAGGUGUGUUGGUUCCCCUCUCGAUGAGGGGGGUAGGCUUAACAAACCGUGUUCUCGUUUCGAAAAUGAUUCGUUUGCACACACAUCGCUCGAGUGCACAAACACACAACAAACUGCAAGCCUUGACCAUGAAAUCUUGGCUUCCUUUAUGUGCACGCCUGCCAUUGCAAUUUCAGCUGGUUCUGAUCUUCUCGACUUGCCCGAAGCGACUUCUACGAUCCCCAAGAUGGCAGCCAUCGUUGUGAGCGACGAGUUCUGCAGGGUCAACACCUCCGAAGCAGACAGGGCUGGAGUUACCAAGGCCAUGAAAACCAUUCUCCAAUCCGCCGCCCUCAACAACGAUAUCAUUUCGCUCGGCGCCGAUCAUGAGAGCCAGCUCUUGGAGUCGGCGUACAGCUGCGUAUCCACACAAUGCACGGCUGGGGUAUCCUUGACCCAUGCCGACGCAACCUGUGUGGCUCUGCGCCAGAUGGCUGACCUCAGUGACGAGGGACUCGCCAAGUUGAAGCCAACCGCAAGGUUGAGCCCCAAGGCCAAGCGAGCCAUCAUAGUCGUGUCAGACAGCUCCACUGCACUUUGCAAGAAGAACAGGCGGGGAGUGUUCGUCAAGGCCGACUUGGAUGCGGAAGUGAACAUCGCAAGCUGGACGCUGGGAUGGGCACAGACUCGCUACACCAUGUGUUGGGGUAAAACCUUGGCGUGGAUUGUCUGGCAGGUCGAGGAGCAUGUGAAGGAGCUCCGGAGCAACUAUCCGGACCACACCAUCGACGUGAUCUGCUGGUGGUGCGGGAACGAGAUCUCCGGCCAGUGGGGCUGCAUCCCCACGCGGCUAGGACCGGGACUCGCCUACAGAGAUCCCAAUGUCACAACGGAGACCGUCGCACGGAAAGUGAGAAGGGCAGCGGAUGUUUUAGCCGCCCUCGCGGGCGAGCCGGACAUUGGUUUUGUGAAGGUGAUUGGGCAGGUGGAGGCGGACUUGUUCCAACUCCACUCAGCCUACAACGACUUCAAUGCCGCUAUGUUCGAAGAGUUCAGGCAGCGCGGUCUGCAAGUGCAAACCGCGAGCUCCUUGGUCGAAAAGCUGGAAAUGUAUGACAGCUUUCACGCCAGUGAAGACCCUCGCAACCGCGAGUUAUUCCAGACCUACUUGCAUGCGACUUUCAAUGCAAGCAGGAGCGAAUGGCUUGCCCAGAAGAUGACACCCUGUGUCAGGGCUUUGCUUGUUCGCUAUGAGCACUUUGAGACUGGCUCCGGUGCCAACAAUCCAGUGCUCCAGGAUGUCUUCAAGCAGUGGCGUGCAGAGAAGGACCAGCUCAUGAACCCGAAACAGGCAAAGCCAAUGCCGGUCACCCAGGAGGACAAGAUGUGGGAAGCCCCAGAUGCCGCUGACGCAACCGACGUCACUAAGAUCUCCGAGGGGCCACCCAUGGAUAAAGCCAUCCGCAAGGAUGUGCCAAGGAUCGGUGCAACCACUGAUGUCAGUGCUGUUGCGGAGUGCGUCAAUGACAUUGUCACCCAGGACGCAGACGGUAAGGUGUCCUACAAUACCCCGGGCACGGUGGAACUGGUGGAUGAGGGCGACCAAGUCGACCCCAUCCCAUCAUCGAUUGGACGUGUUGUUGAGCCAGCGCCUCCCAAGAAGACUAAGAAGUCUGACCGAGACGAGGACGCCAUGCGAAGGCUCAUGUUCAUUGAUGAAAGCGCCCCGCAAGGGGCUGCCACUGUGCCAGAGCUUCCGAAUGAGUACUUCUACAACGGCAAGAAGCACUUGAUGAAGCCCUUCAACCCGGAGGAUAUUGUGGGAGACAGGCACGUGACGUUCAAACACGGUGACCUGAAGUUCCUCACCAAGCUGCUGCGUGGCCAUGAAAUGGACGACUUCCCUGCAUUGAUCUUUGACCGUGGGUGCUGGGCAGACGUUGACACUCUGCUCCAGGUCUUCAACACGGCACGGAACGCACGCUGGGGUGUGAGGCAGCUGCUACGCGCAGCGAAAGCCGAUAACAAGGGACGGAUUAGACUUUUGGGCAUUGAUGUCCCCAUGAAGGACACCCUGGGUCAGCCGCUAUUCCCUGUCCGGGUGAGGAUGGCCCAAGGGCACAACUCCAAGCUCAUCGGCAAUAACCCGGACGCGGACUUCUUCCUCGCGACCAGGUUCUACAGCGGAUUGUCCGAGUACGAGGCCGACCUGCAGAGCAGCGUCAGGGGGGUCACUGUGCUCUCCCGCGAGGAUACCCCCCCGAAGCUCUUCCACCGCACGAAUGAAAAGGGAAUGAAGGGGAUCCUCCGCGAUGGCAUGAUCGCCGGCUCCGCAAGGUCAGACAGGUCCCACAACUACCUGUCCCCGUACAAGUUGGACGACACCCACUACAAGAGUGGAAUGCGCUCCAACCAGCCGAUCGAGCUGACGAUAGACACGCAGCGAGCAAUCGCCGCUGGAUGCGUUUUCUUCGUCACGGAGACCGACGGCGUCCUCACACGGGACAAUGUGCCUCCCGAUUGCGUGCUGUCCGCCAUCGACACCAGCAACAAGAACCUCCCGCUCUAUGUCGCCGAGCACAAAGAAGCCGCCCGCGAGGGUGAGCCAGAGCGCAUUUUCCGCGCCAAGCGCGACUAUGAGGAGGCCGCAGCAGCAAGCUCAUCAUCGGCACCGCCCCCAAAACAGGCGGCUAUCGCUCCCAAAGCGAUUGCUUCAAAGAAGAUGCCGAAGGUGGUUCCCAAGCCCGCCGCAAUCGCCGAGAAAGACGAAAGCAUGGACUUGGAUGAAGCCACCCGCGAGGGUGAGCCUGCUGAUGCUGCUGGUGCAUUCGACCUUGACGAAACCAAGGUUGAGGUUGAGGUUGAAGUCGAUGAAGGCGAUACAACGGAUGCGGGUGAGGAUGAGCCUUACCCACUUGGCUCACACCCAUGCCGCGAGUGCGCAGCAGUUGUUGCCAAUGGCAUGCUGUUCUGCCUCCGUUGCAAGGCUCCCCAGACGGAUGAUUCUAAGAAGAUCACAAAGCGAGUCUUUGAGAAUUCGAGACUUCGCCAGCGCCUUCUUGCCACCGCUGCGACCGGAGCCCAGAAGCCCAUCGAUGAUCUCCUUGCGAGUGACCUUCGAGGCCUGGGCGAGGGACCAAAGAAACGUGGUCAGAUGAGCGCAGAGGCUGCCGCCAUUCGUGACGCCAAAGACCGAAAGAUCAGGGCCGCCAAGUUGAACUUUGACACCGUGUCCGACCGCUUCGAGAAGGACGCACAGUUCAAUGUGAGGAUGAUGCAAGAGGGCCGCAACUUCGAGGGACGCAGCGAGGAGCAGCGCUACUUGCGCGCCGGCUCCCAUUAUGGUGGUGGCAAUGUCCCGCCAGCGAAGUUGGUCUAUUAUGCCCACUGCGAAGUGGAGCCGUUGAGGAACUUGCGGUUUAUCGACGAUACCGCGGAUGUCCCCAUCGGCUUGACCUACCUCGGUGCAUUCCUCCCUCCGCGACUUUAUGCUGAGGUGGCAGCAGUGAAUGAUGCUGCGAAAAGGAUCCUGACUUUCGACGGCGAGGUCUAUGUGUCGGCUACCACAAUUGAAGGCAUCACAACUGAAAUCGGGCAGAUUCUUACCGAUAGCCUCCGUAGUGCUCAGAACCAGACAGACCAAACGGAACGUUUGGCAGAGCGCAAUCGCCAGGCCGCAGUCCAGAACCGCCCAUCCCAAAAGGGACGUGGUCGCACGACAGCACCUGAGCCAAUGUACAGAGGCUAUACUCAGGCCCAGUGGGACGAGUACUAUCGCCAGCGUCGUGGAGGUUACACUCAGGCCGAGUGGGAUGCAUGGAACCGCACCCAUAGGCGCUGA